This is a messenger RNA of Carassius gibelio (silver crucian carp), 1864 nucleotides long. RefSeq names its product protein LKAAEAR1-like. The transcript is spliced from 4 exons. The record is from RefSeq and is a predicted model, not a curated record. Bases 78 to 536 code for a protein of 152 amino acids. Lineage: Eukaryota; Metazoa; Chordata; Actinopteri; Cypriniformes; Cyprinidae.
ACAACCUUGGUGAUAGAAGGGAGGAACUCGUUCGGGUUUUGUGAGGUCAUGAUUGCACACACUUGUGGAAGUGAAAUAUGGCAGGACGAGAAUCUCGGAGCAGUGUUUGUGAGAAGAUGUGCCCUCAGCAGAGAGCUCGUCAUGAAGCCUACAGCGAGCCAUCUAAAGAAGCUCAGAGCUGGAUGGCAGUGGCGAGACAGCGCGUGUGCACGCACCAGAAUAAUCAAAAACCUCGCCAAGUCUGCAAACUCACCGCUGCUGCUGAGCGUCAAAAUCAACUCACAGCACAAUUAAAAGCCGCCGAGGCAAGGAGUCGUAUUAGACAGCUGAGACAACGCUAUCAAAACCUGAAGGAGCAGGAAAUUAACUUAAUGAUUUCAUGCCAGUCUACCGCGCAGAGGGCUGUCCGCCUGGAGCAGCUACUCCUUGUGAGAGAGAGGAAGAUAAACCACACAGACUGCUUGGACCAAUUACAGAGAAGAAGAAUUGAGGAGAUCCUAGAGGAUGAGAAGGGCCUGUCCAUUAGUCGUAAAUGACUAAAGAUGAAAAGGAACAUAUUUUCUGAAUGAUCUGAGACUGAAAAUGCUGAGUAUUGUGGCCUUGUAUGCCAAUUUUUUAUGCCUAUGUUUGCAUUAUAAAUUUCAAGAUAUAUUACCUUACCACAGACCAGAGAAGCAGUUAUGUUUAGGGAUUCUAGCUGGUUUUGAUUUCCAAAUAUAUAUAUUUUGUCUGUAUACUGAAAGAUGGGCUAUAUUAAAAUUCUAUGCUAUUUUGUAAAUAAAUAAAGAAUAAAACAUUAAAUUGUAACAACAAUGAGUUUUACAGAAUAAUUAACUCAAAUGAUAUAUAGGGAAUUUGAAUAAUUAAUCAGGAAUAUGAUUAAUUUAUAUCUCAGAUGACAGUUACAUUAAAUUUGAUUGAUUAUGAAAAAUAGCUCAAUUGCCUAUACCAAUAAAUAAUCACAGGGCACUGUAACUUACUCAUUAAUAUGUCAAUAUUCCAUUCUUCAUACCAAUUAUUGUGAUAUCUCUUACUGUAAAUUACUGCAAAUCAAACAGUGGUAUGUCCAGCAAACCACUGUUGACCUAUCAAUUUUCAAUAAAGUUAUCACGCCUUAUAAUUCAAGGAAAAGUAUUCUCUGGCCAUGAAAAUAUUAUCCUAUCCUUAUGAUAAAUUUAGUUUCUAAAUUUAGAGCUUGUAGCUAUAGAUCAGACAUCUCAGUGACUCGUAAUGUGAGUGGGGUGGAGUCCAAGCCAAUCGUCAGUAUAUGGGUUUUUAAUAAUUAAACUAGUAAUACAUCAAACUACAAAUCACACAGAGUAAAUAUGCGUACGACAAUACAAACAGUAAGCUUUACAAGACAUAACUGAAUCCAAAUAAAAGAGAGAGAGAGAGAGAGAGAGAGAGAGAGAAAAUAGAAUGAGAUCACAUAAGGAGCUCGGGUAUGGAAAUCAUAGUCAGUAACUUUUGGAAGCCAACAACGAUCAGAUCACAGCAAUAAUUUAAAGCAGCAUUUAAAUCUCCAUAGAGAAAGUGAUACUUGCAAAGUGUCCAAUGUGCAUGAGCUGGACAUCGGGGCGCACUGGAUCUUUUGAAACCGGCGUGCGCGUGCUGGAGACCGGCGCACGCUGGAGCACGUGGUCUUUUGUUCUGUCCUCGCGCGGUAUUUGAAAGGUUCAACAAACAAUGUUCCAGAAUUCGUCUUCCUUGCGUGGAGAGGCGAAUAGUUGAAUAAACUUAGUAGAGAAAAGAAAAGAAACAACAAAAACGAAAGCUUCCAAAGGAGCCAUUAAAAUGGCUUUUUCUCUCAGCCCCUGUGCUGAGGGGGUUUGCGCUAUGAGCGCGGCCUAAGGCCGCGUGGAAG